AUGAUUAACACAGCAACUUUAUUCUCUCUGGGUCUCUUGAGCUUGAGUGGUGCAUUUGGCAGUAAUACACAUGAAGUGAAGUCAGUAUCAGUGAUGGAGGGAGAUUCUGCCACUCUAAACAAUGAUGUUAACGUACAGAGAGAUGAUCUGAUACUGUGGAUGUUUGGACCUCAAUACACUCGUAUAGCUGAAAUCAAUAAGCAAGUCAUUGAUAUAUUUAACAGUAAUGUGAAAUUUAGAUACAGACUCCAAAUGAACAGUCAGACUGGAUCUCUGACCAUAAGAAACAUCAGAACUGAACACUCUGGACUUUAUAAACUAGCCAUCUUCAGCAGCAGGGGAACUACAUACAAGAAUUUCAGUGUUACUGUCUAUGCUCGUCUGCCAGUUGCUGUCAUCACCAGAGACUCUUCACAGUGUUCUUCAUCAUCUGAAAGACCAACAAACCAGAAUUGUUCACUGCUGUGUUCAGUGUUGAAUGUGAGUGAUGUGACUCUCUCCUGGUACAAAGGAAACAGUUUAUUGUCCAGCAUCAGUGUAUCUGACCUCAGCAUCAGUCUCUCUCUACCUCUGGAGGUGAAAUAUCAGGAUAAAAACACCUACAGCUGUGUGCUUAACAAUCCCAUCAGCAACCAGACCAGACAUCUGGACAUCACUCAACUUUGUCACACAGAUUGCAAUUCACCAUGGCUUGUUGCAGCAUUAACAUUUGCGGUAGUACUGGCUAUGCUAGCAAUUGUGAUGGGCUGUCUUUACAGGAAAUACAGAACAUCAAGGCCAAAAGCUGAAACGGUUCAGACAGACGACAGUGAGCUAGCUUAUGCCGAAACAACAUUUUUACCUAAUGUUCAAAACAAGAAGCCUAGGACAGAAGAGACCAUAUACUCCACCGUCAAUGGACACUGAUCGAACAUGCAGCAGUCUCUCAUUUCACCACAAUGGCUUUGCACACCUGCAUCUGUCAGCAUUACAACACUUGAUUGAGGAGAGAGAACCCUGAUUUGCUCUUGAUUUUCUUUGCUUUUAACAUAAAAGGAAACGUUUUAAAGAACUUUGGGGUCCAAACAACAUUGGGCCACAUUCACUCUUACCGUGUA
This is a messenger RNA of Sinocyclocheilus grahami, 1097 nucleotides long. RefSeq names its product SLAM family member 5-like. The record is from RefSeq and is a predicted model, not a curated record. Lineage: Eukaryota; Metazoa; Chordata; Actinopteri; Cypriniformes; Cyprinidae. The transcript is spliced from 6 exons. Bases 1 to 906 code for a protein of 301 amino acids.